AUGUUCCCUCUGAAAACUUCUUUUCCCUCUCUCUCUCUCUUUCUGUUCUUCUACCAUUGUGCUGUUAUUAUUCUUCUCCUCUCUCGUAGACGCUGUCACCCUUCGCUCACCUCCUCCUCUAUGUGGACUUCAUUUAUUUUCUCACUUCAUCUAUAUUCUCAAAAUCACUUUCGAGAAAAUCUUCUUGAUUUUCUUUGUUUUAUCGUUUAUUUCGCUUUACUUGUCGAUGUCUUUUUCUGUUUUCCUUCUUUUCUUUCAUUAACUUACUUCUUUGCUCCGAUCAUUUCUUUCCUUUACUCUUUUCUCACUUUUUCAGCUUCUCUUUUUUUUAUUCCCCCCUCCAUUACUGUUGAAUUACUUUUUUUCCCCUCUUUCUGGAAAACAGCUACGUCAUCUAUCUAUCUAUCUAUCUAUCUAUCUAUCUAUCUAUCUAUCUAUCUAUCUAUCUAUCUAUUCAUUAUCUAUCUAUCUAUCUAUCUAUCUAUCUAUCUAUCUAUCUAUCUAUCUAUCUAUCUCAGUCUAUUCCUUUUCUAUCUAUCUAUCUAUCUAUCUAUCUAUCUAUCUAUCUAUCUAUCUAUCUAUCUAUCUAUCUAUCUAUGUAUGUGUGUGCGUGUGCAAAUGAAUAUCAAGCUGGAUAUCUGUAUUGACACGUUUUACUCCGAAAAUGUACUUCUUCAGACUGAUAACUUGUUCUUGAUAUGUAUAAAAGAGUGA
Molecule: messenger RNA, 714 nt
Organism: Acanthosepion pharaonis
Lineage: Eukaryota; Metazoa; Mollusca; Cephalopoda; Sepiida; Sepiidae
Source: the annotation of a GenBank genome assembly